UUUUUCAGCCCAGUAGGAGUCAGCUAUGCACAUGUCACAAGACUUGGAGGAAACUCACACACCCUCCUAUUGUCUUCCACAAAGUUUAAAAAGCUGCAACUGGGAGGGACCCUCAGAUAGUUUUGGUGGCCCAUUCUGUUCCUCUUGGAGUUGACAUAUGAAUGUGUUGGAGGGGAAAGUAAAUCAUCAUAUAUUCUCCUUUCGUAUUGUUUAAAUCCCUGGAAGAAGCAGCUUUAAAAAGAAGAUUAAGCCAAAAUGACAACUGCUCAAUUUGACUGUCAAUACUGCAUGGCAUCACUUCUUGGGAAGUAUGUACUAAAGGAUGACAAUCCAUACUGUGUUACUGGUUAUGAUCGUAUCUUUUCUAACUAUUGUGAGGAGUGCAAAGAACCAAUCGAAUCAGAUUCCAAGGAACUUUGUUACAGAGGUCAUCACUGGCAUGAAGGAUGCUUCAAUUACGCCAAAUGCAACCAGCCUUUGGUGGAAAAGCCUUUUGCUGCCAAGGAUGAGUGCAUGCUGUGCUCUGAGUACUCUUCUAACGAGUGCUCCUCCAAGUGCUUCCAUUGUAAGAAGACCAUCAUGCCUGGCUCCCGGAAAACGAAAUUUAAGGGAAACUACUGGCAUGAAACCUGCCUUGUGUGCGAGCACUGCCGACAGCCAAUAGGAACUAAACCUUUGAUUUCCACAGAGGGUAGCAAUUAUUGUGUGCCGUGUUUUGAGAUGGUGUUUGCUCACUACUGCAGCUUUUGUAAGAAGGUGAUUACUUCAGGUGGGAUAAUGUUUUGUGACCAGCCAUGGCAUAAAGAGUGUUUUCUGUGCAGUGGCUGUAGGAAAGAGCUCUGUGAAGAAGAGUUUAUGUCCAGAGAUGAUUAUCCAUUCUGCUUGGACUGCUACAACCAUCUUUAUGCCAAAAAGUGUGCCACCUGCACCAAGCCUAUUAUUGGUCUCAGAGACACCAAGUUUAUCUGCUUUCAAGACUGCCAGUGGCACAGCGAAUGCUUUAACUGUGGGAAGUGCUCAGUCACCUUGGUGGGGAAAGGCUUCCUGACUCACAACAAGGAAAUCUUCUGCCACAAAUGUGGCUCUGGGGUGGACACUGACAUGUAGAAGGAGACAGUCCUUCCCCACCUGAAAUCCACCUUUCUUUUGUUCUCACUAAAUCCAGAACUC
Lipotes vexillifer (Yangtze River dolphin) is the source of this 1170-nucleotide messenger RNA. It is a transcript of the gene FHL5, whose product is annotated as four and a half LIM domains 5. The coding region runs from base 256 to 1107 and encodes 283 amino acids. Gene Ontology annotation, cellular component: nucleus; Z disc. Gene Ontology annotation, biological process: positive regulation of transcription by RNA polymerase II. The transcript is spliced from 6 exons. The record is from RefSeq and is a predicted model, not a curated record. Lineage: Eukaryota; Metazoa; Chordata; Mammalia; Artiodactyla; Lipotidae. Gene Ontology annotation, molecular function: transcription coactivator activity.